Molecule: messenger RNA, 3914 nt
Organism: Pangasianodon hypophthalmus (striped catfish)
Lineage: Eukaryota; Metazoa; Chordata; Actinopteri; Siluriformes; Pangasiidae
Product: F-BAR and double SH3 domains protein 2
Exons: 20
Coding region: 265-2523 (752 amino acids)
Biological process (GO): neuromuscular synaptic transmission; regulation of actin filament polymerization
Cellular component (GO): neuromuscular junction; recycling endosome
Molecular function (GO): protein binding
Source: RefSeq, a predicted model, not a curated record
CAAGCUCGGCCGGAAACUCCGCUCCAUUUCCAUUACAAACUCGGCCCUCGGAGUGCGGGGUUUUUCUCAGCAGUGUGCAGCACAAGGAAAGGUUUGGGAGCAUGUUAUGGCCGCUUAACCUCCUCUAGGUAUUCGGGUUCAGUUCUCCAGCUUCGUUUGUCCCGUUAUUUCAGUAAAGACAGAGUUUUUCCUCUCUGUGGUGCAGAUGUAUGCGGCUUGGCGGCUGAAUUUUCUUCUCUCACUUUUCUCGGGACUCUUGUAAACAUGCAGCCCCCGCCAAGAAAGGUGAAAGUGAGUCAGGAGCUGAAGCACGCUCACGCAGAGCAGCUGAGCAAACUUAACGUGAAACAUCAGACUGACUGUGACCUUCUGGAAGACCUGAGGACGUACAGCCAGAAGAAAGCAGUUAUAGAGAAAGACUAUGCACAGGCACUGCAGAAGUUGGCUUCUCAGUAUCUGAAGAGGGAAUGGCCCGGGGUCCAGUCAGAAGAGCAAAAAGACUACAGGAACGUUUGCAUAGUAUGGAGGGCGUAUCUAGAGGGUGUAGUGAAAGUGACCCAGUCUCGGAUCAGUGGCUGUGACAGCUACAGGAGCCAGAUUUCGGAGCCUAUCAAGACUUUCCGAGUGCACAAAGAGCAGCAGCUAAAAAAGUCUAUCGAGCAGCUCACGCGGGUUCAGGCCGAGCUGCAGGAUACGGUGAAGGACCUGACCAAGUCCAGAAAGAAGUACCAGGAGACGGAGCAGAUGGCCCAGGCCGUGAGGGAGAAAGCAGAUAUGGAGGCAAAGUCCAAACUCAGUCUGUUUCAGUCCAGAUCCAGCUUAAAAAGAGCAAGCGUGAAGUUGAAAGCCAAGAGAAAUGAGUGUAACUCCAAAGCCACCCAUGCCAGGAACGAAUAUCUGCUUACUCUGGCCGCAGCCAACGCCCACCAGGGCCGUUACUAUGAGACAGAUCUGAUCAGCUGCAUUAAGAUCUUGGAUGGCAGCGUGUAUGAACACAUGAAAGGCUAUCUGAUUUCACUGUGUCAGACCGAGCUGGAGGCAUCCCACGUCGUUCAGGACACCUUCAACUUCCUGCUGGAGAAGUCCAGUGGGGUUAUGCAGGACUUUCACCAGGAGCUCUUUAUCCAAGAGAACCCUGUGUUUCAGAAAGCUUCCUCCUUCAACUUUCAACCCUGUGACAGUGAUUCUGUAACGCAGUUAGAGAAGGAGAACGGCACGGCAGAGGAGCACAGUCUGAAUAAAGAGGCACGGAAGUGGGCCACCCGCGUUGCCAGGGAACACAAGAACAUAAUCCACAGUCAACGGUCUCUAUCAGAGUGUGAAGGGAUGCCUCAGCAAGAGCAGAACUCCAGUGAAUUAGAGCUAAAGAUGGAGGAGGCGAAAGAGAGCAUACGAAAAGCAGAGACAGUGAAGCUGAAGGCCGAGGCUCGCCUGAACCUGCUGAGAGACGUGGGUGUGGCCGUGGACACCUGGAUAAAGAGCGCCAUGAACCAAGUGAUGGAGGAGCUAGAAAAUGAAAGAUGGGCCACAAUGACAACUCAUGAUGCUUCUCUUUCUAGCACAGCAGAUUUUGACAGAGAGGAGGACGAGGAGACGGAGGACAUGGAAACUCUAGAUGAUAGCAGCUCCAGUCCCUCUAGCACCUUGAGAAACUACCCGCUGACCUGCAAAGUGCUUUACUCGUAUCAGGCGUCACAACCAGAUGAGCUAACUAUUGAGGAGCAGGAAGUGCUGGAAGUCAUAGAUGAUGGUGAUAUGGAAGACUGGGUUAAGGCCAGAAACAGAGCAGGGCAGGUGGGCUAUGUGCCUGAGAAGUACCUGCAGUUGCCCUCCUCUAACAGUCUACUGAGCAUGCUUCAGUCCCUGGCAGCUCUGGAGACACGCUCGCACUCCUCCAAUAACUCCACCGAGCAAGAACCCGAGUCUGCCACUGAGCAUGCCCAGACCAGCCCCAACGGAGACAACAGCGUGCACUUUGCGAAGGCAUUGUAUGAUUAUGAGGCUCAGACUGAGGACGAGCUCUCCUUUCCCGAGGGAGCCAUCAUCCGCAUUGUGAACAAAGACAACCAGGAGGACGACGGCUUUUGGGAGGGCGAGUUUAACGGCAGCGUAGGGGUCUUUCCUGCCGUUCUGGUGGAAGAUCUGGCCGCACCAAAUGGCGAGGACAAGCACACGGGCGUGGAGACACAGUCUAUGACCCAGUACCAGCCUUCGUCCUGCAGUAGUCCUGUCUCCAGUCCUCUUGCCACUCCCACUCUGCCCUCUCCCAUCUCCAGCCCAGCCAGCUCCUCAGCCUCCCCUCUCGCCAGCCCACGCUCCCUUAACGGCUACCACAGACCAGCCCCGGCACCCCCCAAAGCACCCAGCAACAACCACGCCCACAACUCCACACCUCCACCCAGGUACCCUGCAGACAGCAAACCAGGAACACUGAGGCCUGUGCGUGCUGCACCUCCACCUCCCAAACAGCAGGCCCAGGGUCAAGUGCAGAAGAAAGAAGAAGUCGAGAUCACGCUGGUGUAAAGACGCCGCCCUGGUGGUCGCUCCCUUAUUUCACUUGACCGCCGUGGCAGACUCUCAGCCUACUCCGGGUGGAGGAACGCUUCGGGGUUGGAACAUAUCAAAAUGCAAAUGGUAGCAGCAAGGAAAAGCCGGAUGCAUCUGGAAUGCAUUUUGCAAACAGCUGAGUUUAACCAAGCCAGAGAUCCCUUCACGUGAUCCGCUUCCAUCUUCCCUCCUCUGUUUUGUCUUCUGUAUUGAAGUCAAUAGCUGAGUGCUGAGCACGCUGGGGGAUCGGUGACAACCAGUGGAUCAGCAGUCAGUGGAAAAACCCUGUGGUUUUCAUUUCAAGUUUCAAAUUUCAGAUGAAUUUCUUACAGCUGACGUUUGACUCUUCCGUUUACUUCCUGUGGAACAGAUUCCCAGUGUGACAGGAGCUGGCCUUCCCAGCCGAGAACAUGACUGGAAGUAAAAUAGACUUCUUCAAGGGAAAAGUGGCAAUUUCAUUUCAGUGCAUUUGAAAUUAGUAUGAAUUUGUAAGUAUGUACGUGUGUAUGGAUGUUUUUUGUUGAAUAACUCUCUUUGUAAAACACUAUUUGAAUGCAGAUUUAAAAUAAGUAUGGGUUCACGACUAACACAUAUCGACCAUCUUGAAUCUAACGUGCUUUUUCUGUGGUUAAACAGUAUUUUUAUUUUUAGAAAUGUCCUUUAUGGUUUCAUAUCAGAACUGUCUGCUGACUUCGAAGGCUGUGGGAGGUUUCGUGAAAAGAGCUAGAAAGGUGACUUCAUAGCUCUCAAAGCAAGAGCAAGAGAGUGACUUAUUGAGAUAGAAUUUCCCUGGCAAGGCUCAAAAAGCACUUUAGUGUUCAGAGUUAUAGAGCAUUUCAGUAUUAUUGCUUGUGGAGUCCGCUUUGUCAAUAUAUUAUUUAGUUCAUGCUGCUAGUCCUGAUAGUUUAGAUUCCACCGUUUUUGGUUUAAUGUAAUUUAUUUCCAUGAAAUUAUUAAUAUGUAACACUCUUAUUCUCUAACACGAUUUUCUUUAAACCAGAUAGUUUACAGACGGCCUGAGGCAUAGAGGAAUACUAUACCUAUAACAGUCGUGUUCUGAGGUUCUGCAUUUGUUUUAUUAAUUGCAGGUUUAGAAAGGUGAUGAUUGUUUUGAAAUGUAGUUAGCUAGAGCAACAUUAAAACCUAUAUUUUUGUGUCUCUUGAGAUCUGUUGCAUGUAUUUUUUUUCAUGAGUUUACAGUUUAUUUUUCCCAUUUUCAAUAUCAGGUGUUUGAGUGGAUGUUUAUUUCUCAACGCUGCUUAAAGCACCCAAAACGAACUCUGUUGCCUUAACAACAGCAUCAAAAGAGAAAAGUCAUGUAUGUAUUUAUCAUGUAAAAAUGAUGAAUAAUAAAAGUGUAAAAGACG